Molecule: messenger RNA, 3496 nt
Organism: Girardinichthys multiradiatus
Lineage: Eukaryota; Metazoa; Chordata; Actinopteri; Cyprinodontiformes; Goodeidae
Product: taste receptor type 1 member 3
Exons: 8
Coding region: 1-2586 (861 amino acids)
Biological process (GO): sensory perception of umami taste; sensory perception of sweet taste; G protein-coupled receptor signaling pathway
Cellular component (GO): membrane
Molecular function (GO): G protein-coupled receptor activity
Source: RefSeq, a predicted model, not a curated record
AUGGAUUCAUGCGUCUUUUUGCUGUGCGCUGUGUACUUCGCAUUUAGGCCGUGCUGCAGCGUGAUCUCACCUAAGUGGUUCCAAAACAUCUCCACAAACAUAUUCAGCUUACCUGGAGAUGUAAACCUUGGAGGACUUUUUCCAAUUAACCAGCAAUCAAACAACGUCAGUCUCAUUAGUGAGCUAAACAGCAUCAAGUGUGAAAGUUUGAAUGAAUAUGGACUGGGCCUGGCUCUGGUGAUGAAAUAUGCCGUGGAUGAGAUCAACGUAAAACCAGAUCUGCUCCCAGGCGUCAAGUUAGGUUAUAAAAUCUAUGACACCUGCAGAAAAUCCUCCAUUGUUGUGAAGCCUACUAUCUCCUUCCUCACUGAAAAAACAAGCAAUGCUCUUUCUGUGGAGUGUAAUUACACCGACUAUGAAACCAAAAUGUCAGCAGUCAUUGGUCCUCAUGCCUCAGAAAUGGUGUCAGUCAUCGGAAAACUUCUGGGUUUCUUUCUGAUGCCGCAGAUUAGCUACGGUGCCACCAGUGACAAAUUCAGCGAUACUCUUCUUUACCCAUCAUUCUUCCGUACGGUGCCCAGCGACAAAUGGCAACUAGACGCCAUGGUGCAUCUUAUGAAUAGGUUUAAUUGGACUUGGGUUGCAGUGAUAGGCAGUGAGGAGGAGUAUGGACAACGAGGUGUGCAGCAGUUCUCCAAAGUAGCAGAGAAUAUGUCUGUGUGUGUGGCCUAUCAGGGCCUGAUCCCGGUGUACACUGAUCCCGGACCAGCAAUCCAAACCAUCAUUAACAAUAUCAAAACAACGCAGGUCAAAGUGGUGAUUGUGUUUGCCCUCGCAGAACAGGCUGCAUUAUUUUUUCAACAGGUAAUCAAGAAUAAUUUAACAGGUGUGUGGAUCGCCAGCACAAGCUGGGCCAUCCACAAUCAACUGAUUUCCAUCCCCAACAUCAAAAAUGUUGGCACAAUCAUUGGGUUCAUUGAACAGUUGGAUACUCUGGAUUUACUACCUUACUACACAGAAGCACUCUUCACAAAAAUGAGUCAGGAGAGGGAAAAUAUGCCUCCUCCCUCGCAAACGUCUGGUGAUCCUGACAAUCCCUGCCCACAGUGCUGGAACCUGUCACCGGCUAACAUCACCUUGGUCAAUGACCUAGGAGUGAAGAGGCUGGGCUUCGCUGUGUAUUCUGCUGUCUACAGCGCAGCGCAGGCACUGCAUAAGUUGCUUGAGUGUAAUUCAGCUGUUUGUAAGUGGGGACCAAACACAAAAAUCUAUCCCUGGAAGCUUUUGGAAGUUCUGAGGAAUACUUCCAUUAAUAUAAGUGGCACAAUAUUAGAGUUCAAUGAAAAUGGUAACCCAAAUGUAGGGUACAAUGUGAUUGAAUGGAUAUGGAAUUCCUCAGACCUUAGCUUUAAAACUGUGGGAAGUUAUUAUGAAAAUCAGCUUUUCAUCAACGUAAGCCUCUUUGAAUGGUACACUAACGACUCAACGGUUCCUCUGUCAACCUGCUCAGCGCAGUGUGCUAAUGGCCAGGUACGCAGAGUCAAAGGUUUCCAUUCCUGCUGCUAUGACUGCAUUGACUGUUUGCCUGGCACUUACCAGGCAAAUAGAGAUGACAUCCAGUGCACUAAGUGUCCUGAUCGCAUGUGGUCCGGAGAGUGCAGCACUAACUGCUCCGCCCCUAUUUUUGACAUUUUGGCAUGGGACACGCCUGACGCCCUGAAGAUUAUACUAUCAUGUCUUGUGCUGCUUAUAUGUCAGGUGUCAGUGAGCAUUGUGUUCCUGAUCCACCGAGGGACCCCACUGGUGAAGGCCUCAGGGGGAGUCCUGACUUUCCUGGCUCUGCUAAGCUUGACAGGAGCCUGUUUGAGUCUACUUCUCUUCCUGGGGCAGCCUGGGGAUGUGUUGUGUCAUCUUCAGCUGCCACUCAUCACCAUUUUCCAAACCAUAGCCCUCUCCAUUAUCUUGUCUAUCUCACUGCAGAUAUUCUUUGUGACGGAGUUCCCAAAGAAGGUUGCCCCUCACCUGCAUACACUCCAAGGCCCAGGAAGCUGGCUAUUUGUGCUGAUCUGCUGUGCUGUCCAGGCUGCUCUCUGCGGCUGGUUUGUUAAGGAAGAACCCUCUCUUUCUGAGUUUGUGGCAAAACUGAACAUCAAUUUUGAGAGAGCCUUUUUGUCAUGCCCUGUGUCUUCAGAUAAACUUGCUGUUAUGCAAGGCCUUAAUUGUGCAAUGGCCCUUGUGUCUUUCAUGUCCACCUUCAUGGCGGUUAAGCCUCAUCAUCAGUAUAACCUUGCCAGGGACAUCACCUUCUCUACUCUGAUCUACUGUGUGAUUUGGGUGAUCUUUAUUCCAGUCUAUACAGGGCUGACAACCAAUAUCCUCACUGUGUCAAAGAGCAAGUCUAUUGUCCAUGUUUAUUUUACUCUGGCAAGUAAUUUAGGGCUAGUGGUUGCUUAUUACUUCCCUAAAUGCUACUUGCUUUUUAAGAAUUCUGACUACAAUACCCCAGAGCACUUCUGUACCUUCUUGGAGGGCGUCCCACCGACACCACCCCAGGAGGAGGAGCAACAGCCACCACCAGCCAAAUAACCUACCUACCCACCUAGCUCUAAAAACCCUAUUUAUUUUACCUUAAAUGUUGCCCCAUGGGUUGAGCAGCAGCGUGUGGUAUGUGAGUUGCACCUGUGAAAGACUGCCAAAUCCUCCUUCCCAAUGACAAAGGAUUUUGGUGUGAAAAGUGUGCUGGUGUAAGGCAGCAUCUACCUCACUCCUAAAGUAGCCUUGUCAUCACUGGAGACAUCUCAGUGCAGACAUAAAUGGAGAUAUGAUUCUGCAACCAGUGGUAGUCUUAUUUAUCCUAUCUUAGGAAAUAAACUUUGUCCUCCAAACAAUCGGGGCUAACCUUUACAGAGCCUUCACUUUUCUGAGAGAACACCUCCAGAAUUUGGCAGUGGAGAGUGUGUAAUAGCCUGUCUGCAGUCCUAAACUCUACCCUAUCAAAUUUGUGAGAUCAGGUUUGGCGUGCUGUCCAUGCCAGGUUUACCAGCUGUUUGAGGAAUGGAGUGCCACCCAUCCCACAGCAGUGUAUAACCAAGGCAGUGACCAGCAUGAGGAAGAGGUGGCAGGGUAUUAACUUGUGUAUAGUUGACCCACGCAUUUCUAUAUCAAUAGCAAAAUAAGUUGGAAAUAGAGAUGAUUUGGGAAGUUUUUGAAGGGGGCAGCCCACAAACUCUGCUGUUCAGCCCACAAAUGAUUUUUUCUCCAAAAUGUUGCACCAUUUAAAGGAAAGUAAACAGGCUUUCCAACAGUAUAACAUUUGUAGCUAAGAGGAAUUUUGACAAAAAUAAACAGACUUUUGUUUCUUUCUGUGCUUGGUUUAUAAUAUAUGAGCUAUACAAAUGUUAUGUUUUGUCUUUCUAGCAAUAGUUACAUUAUGCCAGUACUUCAAGCUGGUUUUGUAAAAUAGUUAUUUUCAUUUUAUGCAUAAGCAUUUAUACAA